AUGUCAUUUCUCCCAGGCAAGACUAAAAAACAUCAAAAUAACAACGCAUAUCCAUGGUCACAGAAAAAACUUGAAAAUCUAAACCCGUUUCCGAGAUUCGGGCACUCUGCUAGUCAGAACGCACAAAAUAAUGAUAUUUAUCUUUUCGGUGGAAUUUCGCAAGGAAAGGCAAAGAAUGACGUCUUUUUGGUAGAUGCUAAUUCACUUAAAGUUAGCUCUAUAACAACAACGGGGACAAUACCUCCACCUCGAAGUGAACAUACCCACGUUAAUAUAGGAGAGCAUAUGAUUGUAUGGGGAGGGAUAUCUUUAAAUUCCGAAGAGAAACCAGAUGAUAGUCUCUAUAUACUGAAUACAGUAUCAAAAGAAUGGACUAAACCAAAUAUAUUUGUUAAUAAACCGAUUGGCCGUUUCGGUCAUACAGCAACAGUUGUUGGCACGACAAUGUAUAUUUUUGGUGGCCAGGUGGAUAAUUAUUAUUUGAAUGAUUUAGUGGCUCUUGAUAUGACAACACUAAAUUCCUCCACACCACAUUGGGAUCCAAUUGUACCUAUAAAUGAUCCGCCUGAUGGUCGAGCUGGACACAUCGCAUGUGCAUACGAGAAUAGAAUAUACAUAUUUGGUGGCACGGAUGGCGAUCAAUGUUAUAAUGAUACAUGGUGUUAUGACAUUCGUAACAAUAUAUGGAGUAAGUUAGAAUGUAUUGGCUAUAUUCCUCUUGGACGCGAGAAACACGGAGCUUGUCUCGUAGAUGAUGUUAUGUAUAUUUUUGGUGGCCGAAAUAAUAAUCAAGAUGAAUUAUUUGACCUUGCCGCAUUUCGAAUAAGCAAUUAUCGAUGGUACAUGUUUCAGAAAAUGGGUCCAUCACCUAGUCCACGAUUCGCACUUGCUAUGGCUGCAUCACGGGAAAAAGUUUUCGUGUUGGGUGGUGAUUCUAAUCAAUCAUGUAAACCAGAUGAGGAAUUCUCAAUACACGUUCUGGAUACUUCACCAGUCCUUGAAAGAGGAAGCAUGGAACAGGGAAUUCGAGAGCCACUUUCUCCGACGAGUUUUCAAUCUCGAAGUCCAUCAUCAGAAAUAAUUCGUGGUGCUGGUGGAAAUGCUGGUGUCGUUAAUCAAUCCUCUGGUCCUAUCAGAAAAUCGGUUAAAAUGAAUAAUCAACAACCACAACAAAUAAUUUACGAAGGUGAUGCAUUUUAUCAACGUCAAAUACGCCCUGAAUUGUCUAACUCAUACGAUGGAAGGUCUCAACCAUCACCCCGAUCAAUUAAUAGCUCAGAAUCUCAGGGUCAAUCACCUUCAAGACAAGGAUCACCUCUUUUGUUUGGUACGGAUGGAUUUCCGCGACAAUCUUCACCGCUCUAUAGGGGAUCAGAAAAUACGCCUCCCCAGAAUUCGCCUCGACCACCUUUAGAAUUUAAUAAUAAUAUAGCAUAUUCAUCUCCAUCACCUCUAUUACCAUUUCAAGUAUUACCACCUCAAGAAAUAGUAAGUCCACGUUCUCCUGGAUAUCCAAAACGCCCAUAUACUGGUCCAGCUCAAAGAUCUCAAACAGAUAUUGAUAUAAAUGGGGUGCCAUCAAGAAACCCUCAAAUUCAGAAUAACAUUGGCAUGAAGAAUGCCAAUCCUCAUCCGGAUUUAUUUCGUGUUACUGAAAAAAGUACAUCGCCUCAAUCUCCUGGACAAUCAGCAAAUCCUGAAUACGAAGGUGGAAGAAAUAUUCAGAGACACCAUAGUGUAGAGAGUUUUGAUGAAAAUAAUAGUGUUGGUGUAAAAGGAUCGCAUAUCACGCCAGUAGAAAAGAUACCAACGCUUGUAAGUCAUGAUUCCGAUUCUAGAUUAAAUGAUUAUCAACAUCCUCGACAGGCUCCUCAUCCUCCUAUAAAUGUGAUUCCAUCGACCGGACGUAGUUCCCCUUUUGGCACCACACCUAAUCCAGCGUUAUCAUCACCAUUAGCCAUAACAACUCAAUUACCAUCUAAUAGUAUAUUAUAUGGUGGUGGUUCAUUAUCACCUCUGUCAUCAAGUGAAACUAGUAGCAUUAAUACAAUUAGAUCCCCAAUAAUAACUUUUGAGGAUGAUCUGCAAUUGGAGCGUUUUCCAGCUCCAGUAGUGAGUCAAGAGCGUGACAGUCUAUUGAAGGAGCUUGCUGGUCGGGACAAUUUAAUAUCAAAACUUCAGAAACGUGAAAAUUGGUUGAAAAUUGAAUUGGCUUUAGCAAGAAAGUCAGGAUAUACACCGGAAACAGACAGAGAUAAUAUAAUGCCAGAAGGAAUUGAUAUGGAUCAAUUGAUGGAACUUGGUGAUGAUGGUUCAGAGAGACAAAAAGUUUUGCAGGCUAUCAUUAAAAUAAAGCAAGAAUUAAAAAAAGCAAAGGCUUCGAUUGCAAAUCAAGCACAAGCAGCUUCUCAAAGGAUCGCAGAGUCUGAACGUGCACGUACGGCCGCACUUCAGGAAGCCGCGUAUUUUAAAGCGAAAUUAACAGCAUUGACUAAUGCAUCAGAGUCAGAACUUGCUGCAAUAGAAGUUGAAAGAGCGCGAGACCUUGAAAAACGUUUAACGCAGGCAUUAACAGAGAAAGAAUCCCUCGAAUCGAAAUUGAUUCAAUAUCAACAGUCCUCAAAUCAUGAAAAGGCUUCACGUGAAUCUGCCGAAGAACGUGCUAAAACUGCAACAGCGCGUGCUGAGGAAGCAGAAGAAGCACACGCAGCAGCAUUAGCAGAUUUGGCUAAUCUACAUUCACGUGCUACAACUGCUGAGAAUCAAAUACGAGACCUAAAUUCUCGAUUAGCUGAAGUAAAUUCAGAAUUAGUGCAAUGCCGCACGGAAAGUUCAAGUUCACGAAGUCAAGUUAAUAAUCUUCAACAAUCUCUUGAACAACAUCAACGAGCACUUGAAACCGCUAAUAAUGCACUUAUUGCCGCCAAUGAACGUGCUAAAGAAGCAGAAACAUUAUGGCGAGAAGCACGCCAAGACAUUACAAAAUUGGAAAAAGAAGCUGCUGGUCUUCGUGCAGAAUUAGAUAUAAAAAUGCGAGAUUUGGAUCGUGCAAAGGCAAGAGCAGAAGAUAACGAACGAUUAUUGGGAAAAUCUCAAAAAGAGGUUGAUGCCGUGCGUAUAAUGAUGCAAGAAGGCAUGACCGAAUUAUUAAACACAACCAGAUCUGCGGCUUUGGGGUUUACGGAUGAUCCAUCCGAAGCUGCAGCAAAAAUCACUCAAUUACAAGAAGAAGUCGCCUCACUUAAAACAUUGCAAACCGAAACACAAUCUAAUGCAAAAGUUGCAUCAGAUUCACUCUCCGAAGCAAUGAUAAAAAUUUCACAGAUGGAGGCUGCUAGCAUGAAAGUAAGAUCAGAAACUGCAGCUCUACAACGAAAAUUAGCCGAAGCUUUAGACGAAAUGGCGAGACUAAAAGAUCGAGUAAGUGAAAGAGAACACGAAUUAUUAGACAAAUCGAGAUUACUCGAAGAUGCAGAAGUAAAGGUGGGAAUGAUGAGGGAUGUAAUGUCAGAAAAAGGAAUAUUAGAUGAUGGCGCAGGUGGCAAAGGUAUGACCAUUCGCUAUAAAGAAUUAGAGUCAAAAUACUGUGAACUUGAGAAUGACUAUAACAGAUUACUUCAGAAAAGAAAAGAUGAUGGAGAAAAGAUAAGGUUUUUCGAAGAAAUAGAUCGAUCCAGUAGUGCCGGUUCAAAUCAUCCUAAUGAUCCACAAAUAGAAUUCGACGAUAAGCGAAGCAGCAAUGAAAGUGGCGGCGAUGUCGAUCGAAAAUUAAUGGAAACUCGCGAGCGAUUAAAACAAGUGGAAGCUGAUUAUCAAACGGCCGUACAUUAUGUAAAAGGUACCGAAAAGAUGUUACGACGUAUGAAAGAAGAGUUGACAAGAGCCAAAAAAGAAAAUGUGAAAAUCAACGAGAAAUCGAGGGUUAUUCAAGAAAAAAAUGAAGAUUUAGAAGAAAAAUUGGCGGAAAUGGAAGCAAAUAUAUCAGUAAGAAAAGGAGUUCGAGAAUCAAAACUUCAAGAAUAUGCAACUGCUCGACUCGAAGAACAACGAAAGGAUUUCAUAAGGGAAAAAGAAGCUUUCCAACAAGAAAUUAAUGGAUUACAAGCACAACUUGAACGAGCCACUGACGAGAGAAAUAUGAUGGAUGCAGAAUACGAAGUUUUGCGUAAAGAAUAUGAAGUAUUACGUAAGGAACAUGAUGGACUUCGAAAAAUGGAUGCACAACUUCAAGAGCAAGUUAAAAAUUCGGAAUCGCAUGUUGUUCGAUUAAAUGAAGCAUUGGUAUCUGCUCAAACUGAAUUGGAUGAUGUAUUAACAUUAAAUCAAGAAUUAAAAGCGGCAAUAGGAAAAGAUGGCAACAUAAUUAUAAAUGUUCCGGAUUCUGCUCGUCUUGAACGUAAUCGAUGGGAAGAGCAUCGCGUGAAACUUGAACGUGAAAUUUCUGAAUCCCAUGGUCAAAAAUCAAAGCUUGAAAAAGAAAACACUGAACUCGAACAAAAAUGGCGAGAAGCUGAGAAUAAAAUUGCCAUACUACUUGAUCAAAUGGAACAUGCAGUAGAUACAUAUCGAGAAAUUGAAGAUGAUAUGCGAGAUAGCAGUCCACGAAGUAGUGGUGCUUUGGAUUCAUUAGCCAAUGAAUUGGAUAUAUUGAAAUCUCAAUGGGAUAUUUCUCAUAGAGAUUUGGAAUCUAUAUCGAGUCCAACAACCGAUGAUGAUUAUGUUGAUUCAAGAUGGAGUCGAUUACCUGAUCGUAGUAAUGGCGAGGAAGUUAAUGGAAAACGUCAAACUGAAGAAUAUGAAGAUAUGAUGGCUGCUUUGAAUGAAGUUCGAAAAGUAUCUGAAUCACAUUAUUUAGGUUCUUCAUCAAAUUUCUCUUCACCUGCUCCUUCAGUAUCAACCACGCCAAACCCCACACUUGUUUCGUAUAAUCAACAGACCGCUGCACAAACAAAAAUAAAUACGACAAACGUACAUAAAACUCCGAAUGCAGCACAUAACCAAAGUGUAAUCGAUCAGAUUAGGGAAACUCUAAAUUUAACACCACCACCGACACCACCAGUAUUAUCAUCCCAAUAA
Ambispora gerdemannii is the source of this 5076-nucleotide messenger RNA. Lineage: Eukaryota; Fungi; Glomeromycota; Glomeromycetes; Archaeosporales; Ambisporaceae. The record is from the annotation of a GenBank genome assembly.